CAAAACACUGCUAUGGUAGCUAGCUUGGUAACAGCUAGCAGUCGGUUGUUUUCGUAUCUCGGCUGAAUGUUUCAGUAACAAUGUGUUCAGUUCAGCAUUUAAGAGUUUAUCAGAGAACGACUAACUGCUGCUGAAGUCACCGCUAAGUCUUCACAUUGUUGAAAAAAACAUCAAAACAUCGUUCGCUACAAAGGAAGACACCAGGCUGCUGGAAACCUCAGAUUAAACUCCAGAAAUCGAACCCCAAAAGCAACAUGUCUCCGCUUCGGAUAAAGCUUUGGCCAUCCAGACGUCAUAACCAUGAGAAAGAAGUACCUGAAUGGACAGAAGAGGAUCAGACUGAACCAGACAAUUCAUCUUCUCCUAUUAAAGAACUUGGGGAACAAGAGCCUCCAUGGGUUAAAGAAGAAAUUGAGGAACCAGAGUCUACAUGGGAUGAAGAGGAACAGAAUGAACUAGAUUAUCUACUGGUGGAAAUACAAGAUGAACCAGGACCUUCAUGGAUUAAAGAGGAAGAAGAAGACCCAGAGCUUCUACUAAUCAAAGAGGAAAAUGAGGACCCUGAGUACACAUGGGCUAAAGAGGAACGAAAGGAAAUGGAUAUGCUAAUGAUGGAGGAACAGGGAGAACCAGGACCUCCAUGGCAUAAAGAAGAGGAGGAAAUAGAAUCAGAACUUAUUGUAAUAAAACAGGAACCAGAUUCCCCACUGCCUAGAAAUGAACAGGCACUACGAGAAAAUGUACCACCUAGACAGAACGCAAAUGAUUUACAAAGCUGUAAGGAAGGACAGUUUGUGCAGAAGUCCAACAGGUUGAUUCAAACUUUUGGUGUUCAGGAAAUUGCUGAAAGAGAAUCGAGAACUGAGCAGCUGUCCUUUUAUAUCUCUCCUCUAGCUGAGACUGAAGAUCAGGGAGGAAAUAGCUCAAUGUCAGAGAGUCAGUCUCAAACUGAUAUAAAGAAGAGGCCUUUCAAAUGCGACAUUUGUGGGAAAUUCUAUAAGAAUAAGUAUACAAUCAAACAGCAUUAUAGAACUCACACAGAAGAGAGACCAUAUUCAUGUCAGACAUGUGGCAAAGGUUUCUAUAACAUCAGUACUUUAAAUAUUCAUAUCAGAACCCACACAGGUGAGAAACCUUUUCCAUGUGAGACAUGUGGAAAAAGUUUCUCUCAUAUUAGUAGUUUACAAGCGCAUAGGAGAACCCACACAGGUGAGAAAUCUUUCCCAUGUAAGACAUGCAGUAAAAGUUUCUUUGAUGACAGUUCUUUAAAUGUUCACAUGAGAACCCACACAGGUGAGAGACCAUAUCUAUGUAAGACAUGUGGAAAACGUUUUUCUCAGAUGAGUAUUUUAAAUGUUCACAUAAGAACUCACUCUGGUGAGAAACCUUAUUCAUGUAAGACCUGCAGAAAAAGUUUCACUGAUGUUGGUAGUUUGAAUAAUCACACCAGGACCCACACAGGUGAGAAACCUUUUCCUUGCAAGACGUGUGGAAAAAGUUUCUCUCGGAAUAGUCAUUUAAAUGUUCACAUCAGAACCCACACAGGUGAAAAACCGUUUCCAUGUAAGACAUGUGGAAAAAGUUUUUCAGAUCUUAGCAGUUUAAAUGUUCACAGCCGAACCCACACAGGUGAGAAACCUUUUCCUUGUGAGACAUGUGGAAAAAGUUUCUCUCAAAAGAGUCAUUUAAAUGUUCAUAUCAGAACCCACACAGGUGAGCAACCUUUUCUUUGUCAGACAUGCGGAAAAACAUUUUCUCGGAAUUGCUAUUUAAGUGCUCACCUGAAAAUUCAUACAGGUUAAAGACCUUUUUAUGUCGAAUUUGACCAUUGGACCUUUACAGAGAUAUACAGUUAAAGAACUUUAAAAUUUUAAUUAUAGUUUUUGUUUUGCAAAGAAUAUUGGAAGAAAUAUCUAUAUAUUAGUUUGAUCAUUCUUAAGCAUAGUUAUUAGACCCCAAAGGUUUUCUUAUUUGAUUUAGGCUGAAAUGCUCUGUCAGGCAGGUAUUGUAGGAUUAUAGAAUUGUAGAAUAUAUGACCAAAUGUAGUGGUAUCAGAACAAUUGCAACAACAAUGGGAACAAAUCAGUUCCCAUUGCUUUCAGAUCAUUAACUCUUACUUGAUGUAGACUAAGGUUGGAAUCUCUGAGUUUACAAUUUCAAAACAGCUGCUUUGUUAGUUGAAUUACCUCUGAGAAGGUUCACUCAGAGUCACCGCAUGAGUAACAACUAUGAAACGCCAUUAUCAAUGGAGCCCCAAUUUGGCAAAUUACCACGACAUAAGAACUGGAGUUAGAGAUGUAAAUGCAGAAUAAAAAAAAAAUUUUAAAAGCAAGAGAAACGGCGCUACAUCUGCAAAGGAGAUUGAGAAAAGUUGUAAAAGAUACCUGCUUUAGUUGAGUGACGAUAAGAAUAUGGAGAUCUGAAAUUCAUUUUUAGAAAUCUGGAAUGUUUAGUUAAGAUUUGAAGGCUGUUAUUUUAAUUGUCUGAAAUGUUCAUUUUGAAUAGAUAGGAAUUUAUUUCUGAUAUCUGAAAUACAUAUUCAGUCCUACUGAUGAAUAUCAAAACAGCCUGCCAUAGACUGAUAUAACCACGAUAACAUUCAUGGGGGAAACUACUUUUCUGCUUGAAUGGUAGUGUAUCAAUGUACUUUUAUUUAGGUGAAAUCUCACGGGAAGAGGAGUUCACCUGUCAGCAGGUGAAGAUAAAGUAUACAAAUAUUGUUUAAACAGGUAGGAUCCCUGCAUCAUCUCAUGGGUUCCUCCUCAUCUUGAUUUUGUGUUGCAUUACACAGUAAAUACUAAGUGGCUGCUUGACUGUGCAAUCGGUUUCUAUAACGCUGUUAUCCCACACAUCAAUAUGCUGUCACUGAUAUCAGGUUUAGUUAAAUAUCUAUUAAAGAAGUCUUUGCAAUGCUGCAAAUGUGAGGACGGAUAAGGUUGUGGAAUUAUGUGAUGGAUUGUAAGGUGAAAAGUUUGUGCUCUUAAAGAUACAUUUUUGAAUGUGAAAGGACAGCUAUGAACACUACCUAUAAAUAUUUCAGAGAAUGUUACUAUGGUAACAGACACAGAGGUUUAGUUAACUCUCUUUGUGAAACUGAAAACUGAGACUUUCCUUGAUUUCAAAGUUAACAAACUGAGUUUUUAUUAAACCUGAUUUGUGAAACGGACUUCAGGAUACACCGAAUAAAAUCACAAUAUUAGCUCUACAAUAUGAAGUGUUUUUUCAAAAUGAUAAAACUCCAAGUUAAAAUACAGUAUUGUAUAGAUAAAUUGUUAAACCUAGUAGAAAAACUCAAAUAAUACUAAAAAAAUACAUGUUUUAUUGUAUUGUGUGUUUUAUGACUUAUAGUAGCUAUUGUGUACAUCACUGUAAUAUCUAUGUUACAGAGAAUUGUCCUUCUCUAUCCUUCUCUUACUUUAUUUUUAUUUUCAUUUUUGGGCUUGCUUAAUGUUUGCUCAUUUCUCCUAUUUAGGAUUGUACCUAGGAGACACCAUGUUGAUGAAGGCCCUAAAAGUCAAAUCUGACUUGACUUAAAAGGCCUUUCAGUGAGUUUAUAAAAGGCUGCGGGAUAUAAAAAAAGAAAAAAUAUAAUCCAGAUUUUAGAGUAUUUACUUCAUUAAUAUCUUUGUUUAAAGUUUUAUUUUUUGGUCAAAUAGGUCUUCAUUUUCUCAUGCUUAUGUAACACUACCUUAAAAUGCUAAAUAAAAUGCUCUCACUGAACUAUAUUGUUUUCAAUUUAACUUUUAUUACUUUAAAUAUUUAGCCGCUAGUCAAUCAGUUUAUCUUAUUGGUGAGUCCACAUUCUUUGAUGGUUCAUGUGUGAAAAUGGAAGAGGUAAGGCAGCUGUUGUCAGUGGAAAAUGCUAAUUAACCAGGAGCUGGAGCUUUAUACAUUGAGGAGAGCCAGAUGCUGACUUGGCGAAUAAGUCAGCAUCUGGUCAACCAUAGAUAAGCUGCUUACAUGCAGGCUAUAUCUUGACAGGCUUUUGGAUAAAUAGGUGGGAAACAAACGGGCCGUUCUUUUGGAUAACAUUGAGUUGUGGUACAGACCUGAGAUAAAUUUGAUUCUCUGUUGUGUGCUGUUAAAAAAAAAGUGUUAUGCUUUAUUUGAAUAAAUUUCGUUAAUACUGAAAAAUUUCUUUUUUCCCUUUUUCAUUUCAUGGAGAUCACUCCUCCACAAGUAAAGAAUUGGGAUGAUGCACCCUGGAGGUUGUUUUGACCCUCCAUACAGCAGCUAAAAACUAUUGAUAUGGUGCAAAGGGGCAGGCUUAAAACCGUGCACUGGGAGUAUCAUGUGGCAUUUCACAGUGGUGUUGGUAAGGUCUGCAGACGUUGAUCCUUGCCAGAGAGGGGAUGCUGUCGGGGAAAAAAAGGUCUAAGUCUAAUAACAAGAAAUUGAGAUUGGCGUUUUCAUCCUACCAGUAUUUAUUAAUCCUUGCAAAGGAGCAAAGAUCAGAUUCUUGCCAAUAUUCCUGUCUGUUUUGGUCUAGACAAGUUUUUUCUAACUAACUUAAAGCCUGCAUAGAGCUAUGAAGGUCUCCACAUACAGUUAAUCAAAACAAGUUACAGGCAGUUGAAGAAAACAGAAAAAUGUUGCAAAAACCUUGAAUCCGAAGGAGUCUAGCCUCUGUUCC
Cyprinodon variegatus (sheepshead minnow) is the source of this 4633-nucleotide messenger RNA. RefSeq names its product zinc finger protein OZF-like. Lineage: Eukaryota; Metazoa; Chordata; Actinopteri; Cyprinodontiformes; Cyprinodontidae. The record is from RefSeq and is a predicted model, not a curated record. Gene Ontology annotation, biological process: regulation of transcription by RNA polymerase II. The transcript has 2 exons. The coding region runs from base 255 to 1802 and encodes 515 amino acids. Gene Ontology annotation, molecular function: DNA-binding transcription factor activity, RNA polymerase II-specific; RNA polymerase II cis-regulatory region sequence-specific DNA binding.